Molecule: messenger RNA, 1156 nt
Organism: Paramuricea clavata
Lineage: Eukaryota; Metazoa; Cnidaria; Anthozoa; Malacalcyonacea; Plexauridae
Source: the annotation of a GenBank genome assembly
AUGAAUGGAUGCUUAGGGGAUUUACGUGACCAGACAUGCAUUCCCUAUCUCGACGAUAUUAUUAUAUUUUCCAAAUCAUUCGAAGAGCAUGUUGAACACGUACGUCUAGUUCUGCAGAAACUGCAAGAACAUGGUGUUAAACUGAAGCCAGGGAAAUGCAGGUUAUUGAAGCGUCAAGUAUCGUUUCUUGGGAGAAUAGUAUCAGAAAAGGGUUAUAACAUUGAUCCAAAAGCAACCGAAGCUGUUAUCCUGAUGAAGAGCAAAAUACCGCGGACUGUCGGAGAGGUUCGAAGAGUAAUUGGAUUGUUAGGAGUAUGCCGACGUCACAUCAAAGAUUUUUCGAAGAUUGCUAAACCCAUCUAUGAACUGUUGGAAGGGGAAAUGAACACUAAUCAGAACUCCAGGAAGAAUGGUCAACUGCCCUCGAAUCACCCUAUUCAGUGGUCUAUAAAACACCAGACGGCAUUAAAUACAUUGAUUGAUUGCGUCACCUCACCCCCGAUUCUAGCGUACCCUGAUUACAGUUCACAAUACGUUGUUCAUACAGAUGCUUCCCAGAACGGGCUGGGAGCCGUGUUAUAUCAGCGUCAAGGCGGAACGCUCCGAGUCAUCGCAUAUGCAUCAGGCACAUUAACGCAAGCUGAGAAGAACAACCAUUUACAUGCGGGGAAGCUAGAUUUUCUUGCUCUAAAGUGGGCUGUCAGCGAACAAUUCAGGGAUUAUUUAUAUUAUGCACCAUCCUUCAUAGUCUAUACUGAUAAUAACCCACUGACUUAUAUUCUCUCGACAGCGAAACUUAAUGCGACCGGUUUGCGUUGUGUUGGGGAAUUUGCAGACUUUAAAUAUGGGAUCAAAUAUAGACCGGGAAAAGUAAACACCGACGCGGACGCCUGUCCAGAAUCCCCGCGGACUUCGAAAGAUUCAUGGACUCUUGUUCUGAAACGGUCUCAAAUCCGGAGUUCAACGCAGCAGUUUCUCAGAUUUCUUCCGUCAGCAAUGGUGAAUCCCCCUGGAUUACAUCAGUCACGGAUCUGCCGGAGGCCCUCGAGACAGACAAGCUAUUCUUGCCAGAGCGAGAAAACACCAUCCAGUUCAAACAGACACAGAUCGCUAGAGCGCAGCGAGAGACCCAACGACAAGUCGUGUUCAGUAAUAU